Molecule: messenger RNA, 1137 nt
Organism: Insectozyma verbasci
Lineage: Eukaryota; Fungi; Ascomycota; Pichiomycetes; Serinales; Debaryomycetaceae
Source: the annotation of a GenBank genome assembly
AUGAUCAAGAAUCCAAAGAUAGACAGUUUGAUACGUGAAAGAUUAACAAAUUCAUAUUUUUCAAUACUCAAAAAUCUCAAAAAUCCAGAAGAGUUAGGAAAUAAAAUCAAUGCAAUCUUAUCUGAAAUAGAUAACCUCACAUCUCAAAACAUUCUAGAUGAAGAUUAUUUACUUAGUUUAUUUUUUUGUGUUUCUGAAAUUGGUAAUUCUUGCAUAUAUGAUGAAGAUGAAUUAACGGAACAACAACUUCAAAUAAUGGAUAAUUAUUGGAGAUUAGAUCAAUUAGGAAUUAGAAUGAAAGUGUUACAAUUAAUCAACAAAUUUGCAAUUGAUAAUCCUACAUUAUCUCAAAAUACAUUAGUUACAGAAACUUGUUGUCUGAUUUUAAAAUCGGGCCUUAAUGAAACUGUAAAUGGACCAUUCAAAUUUGAUCUAUCUGCAAUUUAUCACUUUAUCGUUGUUAAAGUUAAAUGUUGUAACAUACCUUCAAGUUCACAUUUACAUAAAUUGAUUCAAUCAUUGAUUUUGACAAACUUUAGGAAAAUCAACACUGCUGAACUAGAACAAUUAAUAAAUGAAACAGUAUUUAGCAUCAACCUUGACUCAGAUUUAGAUCUAGUAGGAAGUUCAAUUGAAAUAUUCAAUGAAAUAUUAGAAACUAAUCCUGGCUUGAUUAUUUAUUCCAAUAUUUUCAUAUCUCAAAUCAUUCCAUUUUGUCUUAAAUGUUUUGAAUUUAAUGAAACUUAUAUAGUUAAACAAUUGGUCAAAUUUUGGACUUUAAUAAUAGUUUUAAAGAAAGGAAAUUUACAAGAUCAUCAACAUAUUAAACAAUUAAUGAUAGAUGGAUUAGGAUUCAAUUUAAUUAAUAAUUUAAUAAGUUCAUUUAUUAAUGCUCCUAGAUCAAAUUUAGAUUAUUAUUAUCCUGUAUUUAAACAUUUAAUUGGUAAAUAUCCAAUGGAAUUUAAAAGCUAUUUAACUCAAAUAUUAUCAACUAAUCAAUAUGGUAAAGUACAAUUAAACCAAUCUGACUCGAAGCAAUUCAUUAGUAAAUUAAUAGUCACUAGAGGUAGUCGAACAUGUAAUGAUAUUUUAAAAGAUUAUUGGUUAAAAGUAAAUAAAUUAAUCGAUUACACAUAA